Molecule: messenger RNA, 600 nt
Organism: Lindgomyces ingoldianus
Lineage: Eukaryota; Fungi; Ascomycota; Dothideomycetes; Pleosporales; Lindgomycetaceae
Exons: 2
Coding region: 92-505 (137 amino acids)
Source: RefSeq, a predicted model, not a curated record
GUGAGACUACAAGUCCUUCUCUUAGCUACGCGGCACCUUGUACCUCCGCUGGAAGGGAGAAACGUUUCUGUCUUCAAAACACUACCGCGGUAUGGUAACGGGCAUGGCGGACUUGGCGAGGCUUGUCCGUAACCUCCCGGCACCCUCAGGGUUCAAUUCACGCCUGCGCACGGAAUCAUGGCCGGACACGCCCACCAGUUUCGGCCUCUGGAUCUCGAUCUGGAUCGUCAUGCUUACGGACCAGAACCAACAUCGUAUCUCUUUGCUGCGGGAAAGGCUGAAACAAAUGCACGAUCGACGCCUUGUCGAUGGAUGCCCAGAGCAGGCUGCAUAUGCGCCUAUGCGGAGCUCUGCUCAGUUUACGAAUCUAAAGUUUCAAGGAUUUAGACACAUUUCUGGCUUUGACUUAGUUUGCACAAUCCUAAACCCUCCAUCCCCCUUCACCUCACUUUCGUCCGAAUUCUCGGGAUGCGAAGACAACUUGCCUCGGGAUCAAGGUAGAUAGAUUGUCAAAGACUUGUAAGAGGUUUUUUGAGUAAUUGACGGUUGGUAUGUGGAGGUGCCGCGGAAGGCAGAAUGGCACGACAGCACGUCAGGCGC